GUCAUCCCCGCUCUAACCUAGACUUUGUGCGAGGCGUUGUCUUCUUCAAAGCCACUCAGAAAUUUGGGGAAAUUUUCGUCUAGUUUCGAUUCGGCUUUUGCAGGUACAAACUAGCUUUACUAUUUCGUAAUAUAACUGUCCAAUCGCAUAUUAAUCUAACCUAGACUUUGUGCGAGGCGUUGUCUUCUUCAAAGCCACCCAGAAAUUUGGGGAAAUUUUCGUCUAGUUUCGAUUCGGCUUUUGCAGACCGCACUAACAAGUAGGCCUUGAGAAACCAACGACAGUCGGCAAAAGGCCAAAACCUAGACAUAGGCGGAUUCGCGGAAGAACAACGGCGACGGUAGAGGUUGGACUUGAUCAGGUGUGGCCGAGGAGCCGUCAUCACCGAUUCAUCAUCAACAAGCCACCUCUCAAUUUCUCAUCUCCUUCUUCAAUUUUCAUCCCGUUUUGCCAAUUUUGGUCAAAUAUCAGGAAUUGUUAGCUGUUGAGUGACUUGAGUCAAAUACCAUGGCUUGGGAGCCCAAAUCUUGAGGUUCGCCUCAGGCCCCGUGAAACACAGGAAUGAGUCGAUCACUUGAGACUAGCUCUCUUAAGAGGAAAAGACCUGAGGUAGAUCCAUUGGGUCUUGUAGAUGCUGAGCGUGCAAUCCUUAAUGCAAUCAAAAGUAAAAAAGAUUUGGGGAUUUGGGUACGAGAUAUCAAACACGAGACAAAGCUCACUGAUCAUGUCGUCAACAAAUCGCUCAAGUCAUUGUUGACUAGGAAAUUGAUAAAAGAGGUCGUAAAUAUCCAGUACAAAGGGAAAAAACACUACAUGGCAGUCGAGUUCGAACCCUCAAAGGAAAUUAGCGGAGGUGUAUGGUAUGUUGAUGGAAAUCUCGACAAAGAACUCAUUAAUGUAUUGAAACAGUUGUGCUUACGGUGUAUACGUGUUCAAAAGGUUGCUACUAUCGAGAGAGUUCAUGAGGAUUUGAAGAAGCAACGAGUGGUGAUGUUCGAAAUCUCUAUCCAGCAAGUUUCUGAGAUACUGAACUCAAUGGUUUUAGACAAUGAAAUAAUCGAGGUGAAGAGCACUGGCCUGGGGGAGUAUUAUUCCAUUCCUAUUGGAACAAGUUGUUACCGAUUUGAUAGCGGUGCUCUUGUAGCUAAGGGUUCGAAAGUGGGCGCAUUUGCUUCAAUUCCAUGCGGUGCUUGUCCUCGGAUUAGUCUGUGUACUCCCGAUGGAAUUAUAUCUCCUAGUACUUGUGUGUACUACUAACUGGUUGAAUAUUGAUUUUUGAUGCGCCUUGUGAUUUGUCUUUAUGAAGUUUGCUUUCAGCUGUACAUUACAGAUUUUUAAUUAUUUGAUUUGAGCUAUUUUCAUUUGGUGUA
Molecule: messenger RNA, 1370 nt
Organism: Olea europaea var. sylvestris
Lineage: Eukaryota; Viridiplantae; Streptophyta; Magnoliopsida; Lamiales; Oleaceae
Product: DNA-directed RNA polymerase III subunit RPC6-like
Exons: 5
Coding region: 562-1257 (231 amino acids)
Biological process (GO): transcription by RNA polymerase III
Cellular component (GO): RNA polymerase III complex
Source: RefSeq, a predicted model, not a curated record